Chaetomium globosum CBS 148.51 is the source of this 456-nucleotide messenger RNA. RefSeq lists its product as uncharacterized. The transcript is spliced from 3 exons. Bases 1 to 456 code for a protein of 151 amino acids. Lineage: Eukaryota; Fungi; Ascomycota; Sordariomycetes; Sordariales; Chaetomiaceae. The record is from RefSeq and is a predicted model, not a curated record.
AUGCCACGGUCAAGCCGACUCAAGCGAUGGACCAACGGUUUCAGUCAUCGCACCGGGCCAAGCUAUACGUACAGAACCGAGCUAGAACCGGCCAUGUUGUUGUUCGGGGUCAUCCUUGCGGACACAUGGCUGUACUACCCGUGUAAUGUCCGUGUAUUGCGGAAGUUGCCGGACGAGGAGCUUGGAGCGAGCAAUAAUUACACAGUAGUUGUCUCAAGAUGUUCAGGGGCAGGGUGUGCGGAAGGUGCCGACUCUCCGAGGAAAGGGACGGGGAAAGAGGAGACACCAUUUGCUUCUCCAAGCAAGCAGGUGGUUGGUGGCACAUCUCAAGAUGGAAGAACUAGUGGACUGCCAUGUUUCAUCUGCGCUGGUAAAUCUUCUUUGCAAACCGUGGCCAAAGAAACUGCGGAUGUAAACUGGCCCAAGGCAGGUUCUGCCAAUGGCUUCAAGGCGUGA